UUCAUCCUAAUCCAUAUAAACCCUACAAUCUAUUUUGACUGAAAUUGUGAGAUUAGCUUGCAUUGUCCGCACAGAACUGUUGGGACUCGAUUUCCUGUGUUUAAUUUGGGUGGCAUAGCAGAGAGAACAAGUUGAGUGCAGCAUCAGGUAAUUUUCUGCAUCGAAAUCAAAUUUGAAGCAACUAGAAUGCUCCUACCGCCAUCAGCAGGUGAAAUUCUUCCACCCUGCACAGAAUAGAAUUUGCAGCAAGAAUAAAGAGAUGGAGAUGUUUGAUGGGAGUCCCCACUUCUUCAAAGUCAUGGUCGGAGACUUUGCCCACUGUUUGUCUAUUCCUCCUGCCUUUGCUCGAAAACUUAGAAGUGAGAUUGGAAAUGGACAGAAUGGGGUUUUGCAAGGUCCAAAGGGCAUGCGAUGGAAGGUCAAAAUAUGGUGUGUAGACACUAAAAUUGUGUUUUUUGGCGCGGGUUGGGAAAUUUUUAUAUAUCAAAAUGCAAUAGAGUUUGGAGAUUUUCUAGUAUUUAAAUACAUCUGUGGGAUGUAUUUCAGAGUUCGGAUAUUUGGGAAAAAUGGAUGUGAAAAAGACAUCCCUAAUUUUCUUUCUGCGAAGAUUCAAAACAAAUGUGAUUCACAGAAGAGAAGCCCUGAUCUUUCUAGUACUAUUCUGAGGAGUUCUGAUCACUUGAUGAACAAAAAAUUGUCUGCUCAUUUGAAAAGUAAAUCAACAGCAGACAUCCCUAAUUUUCAUUCUGCUAAUAUUCAGAACGAUUGUGAUUCGCAGAAGAGAAGCCCUGAUCUUUUGAGGAGUUCUCAUCGCUUGAUGAACACAAAAUUGCCUGUUGAUUUGAAAAGAAAAUCAUCAGCAGACGCUGAAAAUGAAGUGAAAAAACCCAAGCUUUCUUCUCAAAGUCAUCCUUCCGAGAGUCCUGAACAUUUCCAUCCAUCUCUUACCGAAAAGGAACGUCAGAUAGUGAAAUCUGCGAAGACAAAAACUGAAAAGAAGGGAGGGAUACAAUGUCAUUAUGUUUCUAGCAGACGACCUGUUAACGCAACAGAGAAGAAAAAGGCCCUGGAGGCUGCUAUGUCUUUCGUAUCAGAAAACCCCUUUGGCUUAGUAAUUAUGAGUGCAUCAAUGGUAUACCGACUGUUUAGGAUUAGAGCAUCAAAUGUAUUUAUAGAUAAAAUCAAAUUACCGAGGAAAAGAACAGAAGUGACUCUUGUGGAUCCUAAAAAAAAUGAAUGGCCAGUACGAUUCCUUGGAGAUAACCCUGAACCUGCCUUGAUUGGUGGAUGGAGACAUUUUUCAAUUGCCAAUAAUCUUGAGGAAGGAGAUGCCUGCAUUUUUGAGCGGGUAGAUGAUAGCAAAGACAAAAUUAAACUUAAUGUGCAUAUUUUCCCUGUUGUCAAAGAGUGUAGUCCUUACAAGUUUAUUAAAGGAAGUAAAAGGAAUGAUAGCCUUCCAUCAACUACAAAUAAGAAAACACAAGUCUUACGCAAUGAUUUUGCAACCAAUUCACUUAGACCUGAAAAGGGAAAAUGUGUGAAACAAGAAAUAGAACAGCUGCAAGGGGAGAAGGGAAAACCUAGUAAUGAAAGCAAAUUUAUUAAUCUGGAUAAACCAAAAUGUAAACCUUCCAUUUCAGAAAGAAAAGCAGGUUGUAGGCGUAGCCUGAGAUUAGCACAAGCAUGUCAUUUGUCCAAGUGUCCAAAGAAAGAGCUGUGGGAUGACAUGAAUGUGGUGAUAUUGUCAUAAAGUGACUACUUCUCUAGAUGAUGUGAAUGGCAAAGAAGAAGACUUGAUGAUUAUGAGGGAUGGCAAUGAUGCUCUGAAGUAGUGCUAGAAGCUGUGCCAUGGUAAACUGAACAGAAGGUUUUAUACUUAGUAUAAUUUCACAUAAAUGUACUUUUCAUUGGAAAUUCUUCAUUAUUUGCUCUUGUAUUAAAGUUUCCCUUUUAACUAAACAUUUCUCUCAUUUUAUCAGUCUAAUAUGCAUAGAGUGAUCGAAUACAAGGUAUAUCAAAAUUUGGCA
Cryptomeria japonica (Japanese cedar) is the source of this 2027-nucleotide messenger RNA. Its product is annotated as B3 domain-containing protein Os01g0723500. Bases 260 to 1750 code for a protein of 496 amino acids. The record is from RefSeq and is a predicted model, not a curated record. NCBI's taxonomy places the organism in Eukaryota, Viridiplantae, Streptophyta, Pinopsida, Cupressales, Cupressaceae. The transcript has 5 exons. Gene Ontology annotation, molecular function: DNA binding.